Molecule: messenger RNA, 2097 nt
Organism: Micromonas commoda
Lineage: Eukaryota; Viridiplantae; Chlorophyta; Mamiellophyceae; Mamiellales; Mamiellaceae
Exons: 1
Coding region: 1-2097 (698 amino acids)
Source: RefSeq, a predicted model, not a curated record
AUGGCGCCGCGAGGGGGCAAGAUGGGCAUAGGCCGCUCGCCCGCGGCCAAGGCCCGCGCCGGCCUGCCCCGCGCCAACCCCAACGACGUCCGCGUGAAGGGCUUCGAGAACCACGCCGAGCGAAUGUCCACGUUGUUCCGGCCGGACAGCUCGGGGUCGGACCCUACGUGCCGGGGCUCGCUCGACCUCGCCGCCGCCGGCGACGACGACGACGACGACGACGACCUAGACUUCAUCCGACACGCCAAGGAGGCCGCGCGUCGGCUUCGGGAGCUCAACGCGAGGAACGCCGCGGCCAGGCCCCCGACCCCGGCGUCUCGGUGGACCGCCGCGCGAGCGAAGAUCUCCGCCACCGCACGCAUCGCGGGGCUCUUCCAGGGCAUGGAGCCCGGGUCGUUGCGCCCGCCCUCGGGCGGCAACAAGGUGCAUCCCGCGUCGACGCCGUCGAGCGUGCGAGUCGUCGCGCCCACCGCCGUCGCCGGCGGCGGCGCGUCCACCGCCGCCGCGGACGCCGGCAUGGUCACCCCCCGCGCGCGCUCCGAGCACGGGUCCGAGCCGGGCGGGUGGGGUUCAGUCCCGAACACCCCCGUCACCGUCCUCCAUCAGGACGCGCACUCGGUGCCGUCGUCGUCCGCGCCGUCCCUGGCGCCGUCCGUCGUGACGGACCCGGACCCGGGAGACGCCCCGAGGGCGCACCCCGCCCACUCCGCCCCCGCGUGGAACGCUCGGCCGGCGUCGCCGCAACCGGCGCCGCCGACGAUGGUCGAGGUGGACGCGACGGGCCGAUGGUUCGUCUCUUACGACGACUACCACGUCUCCAUGCAAAUGGCGGCGCUCGCGUUGAGGGCGAAGAACAUCGCGCUGGACGCCGCGAUGAAGAGCGGCGCCGCGGAGAUCGAGCAGCUGAGAAGAGAGGCGGCGGCCGGCGCGAGAGGUGGAGGAGGAGGAGGAGGAGGAGGAGGAGGAGCGAGGAAGCUCACCGGAUGGUUCUCCCCCUCCCGAAAGCGAAACUCGGCGACGAAGGAGGACGAAAACGCAGCGGAAAACGAGGACGACCAGACGGGGAACGAGCACGGGACCGAGGAGGGCGCCGGCGAAGGUUCCGGCUCGAGCUCGUCGGGCCCCGCCGCCGCCGCCGCCGCCAAAACCAAAGCCGAGGCGUCAAAGAAAACCAUCGAGGCCGUCGCCGAGGAACCCUCGCUCGAGGAGGAGGAGCAGGACGACGAGGACGAGGCCGCCGCCGCCGCGUCCGCCGCGGAGGCUGUCGCCAUCGACGCGGUCGCCGACGCCGCCGUCGCCGCCGCCGCCGCCGAAUCAUCCGCCGCCGAGUCCAAACGACAGCUGGAACGAGCGCUCGCCGCCGAACGAGCGUCGACGGAGGCGGAGCGCGCCGCGUGGUCCAUGGAACGUUCGCAGCUGCUCAAGGAACGCGACGAGCUGAGGGCGCUCGCGUCCAACCCCGCGCUCGACGUCUCCGCGACCUUCUCCGACGCGGCCGCCGUGGACGCGUCGAUGUCGUGGGACGGCGACGCGGAGAGUCUCGCGAUUGAAGCCUUGGUCGCGCUCGCCACGGCGCUUCGCGGCGAGGACGUCGGUUUCGACAAGCGACGGCAGGAGAUGCGCGCGACGGCGGUGGCCAAGGCUGGCGGGGUCGCCGCGGUGCUCGGCGCGAUGGCGUCGUUCCCGGGGAGCCGCGCGGUGCAAGCCGCGGGGGCGGACGCGCUCGCGAGGAUGGCGGGCGCGAGCGAGCGCGCGAGGGAGGUGCUCGUCGCGGAGGCGGACGAGGUGCUCGGCGGGGGCGGCGUGGCGGCGCUCGCGCGCGCCGUGGACGAGUUCGGAUGCGGGGAGGAGGGAGGGCACAGGGACGUGAGGGUCGCGGAGAGCGCGGGGAACGCGUUGCUCGCGAUCGCGGCGAGCGGAAGGACGGAACACGGCGGUAUGGAGAACGUCGGGCGGAGCGCGUUGCGGCGAGCGGUGGAGGCGCAUCCGGGGGCUUCGUGGGACCCGAUGCGGCUUGGCCGGCUGCACGCGUGGAUCUUCGCGUCGUGCACGCAGCCGCAGGUGCACUCCAGCGACGACGAGGACGCGCCUUACUGA